GGGUCGUUGCCAACAUUACUUCAGACAUGUCCUUCAUGACCUUUGAGGGACCUUUCUGACUCUCCCGCGCCAAAAUCGUCUUGUGAAGAACAACAUAAUCGUUCCAGCCUACCACACAGAUGGCCUCUAAGCAGGGUACACCACCAUCAGCUGUUCCAACGGACACGAACCACCGCCGUUCUAGCAGCGGUAUUUCUGACGACGUUGCCAAAUCCGCUCAUGACUUCAUGGCUGUCACAAUUCGGCGCUCUAGCAGUGGUAUAUCUGACGAUGCCGCCACCGCAGCGCGCAAUUUCAUGCGAAGUGUCAAGGGCACAGGCCCCGGCUUGAAUGACGACCUUACUGAGAAAGCUCACAAGUUCAUGGAUGGGCCAGCCACUCACUGCGAAAGCCACAGCAAAUAUUUGCCAGAUGUCACCGUACCCGGAGUGACCGACCAAAUUGCUGAAGAGGCGCUCGAAUUUGUGGACAAUGCUGAAAAGUUGGAAAAGGUCUGAAGUUGCUCGCUGCAAAAGGGAUCCAUCUGGGAUCGCGCCGGAGAAGAAUGUACAGUCCAUAGGUUUGGCUGUUAUUGCAAUGGAACAACAGUCAAUUGCGAGGCA
This is a messenger RNA of Exophiala viscosa, 602 nucleotides long. RefSeq lists its product as uncharacterized. The record is from RefSeq and is a predicted model, not a curated record. The transcript has a single exon. NCBI's taxonomy places the organism in Eukaryota, Fungi, Ascomycota, Eurotiomycetes, Chaetothyriales, Herpotrichiellaceae. The coding region runs from base 120 to 497 and encodes 125 amino acids.